Messenger RNA from Trichoderma virens Gv29-8, 2627 nucleotides. RefSeq lists its product as uncharacterized. The coding region runs from base 160 to 2163 and encodes 667 amino acids. NCBI's taxonomy places the organism in Eukaryota, Fungi, Ascomycota, Sordariomycetes, Hypocreales, Hypocreaceae. The record is from RefSeq and is a predicted model, not a curated record. The transcript is spliced from 3 exons.
CUCAGCUUCAGCAGCCGCUCAAGCUCUGACGCCUCAACGAAUCGAAAUGACCCCUUAUUACCAUAUGCGGAAAGCCUCUUGGAAAAGAAAUCUGCUCGGGGGCAGUCAGUCAUUGGACGGGGGUUGUACCGGAGAAUUCUGAUAUGGACCGUUGUGAGCAUGAUCAUCGUGUCGAUUGCGCUAUUCAAAACCGGAGAUGGCAUUGUACCCGGUUCGCGAUUCGCCCAGCCUAGCGAAACACCCUCAGCCCAGAAGAAGUGGGAUGAAGAUCUGAAAAAGAUGCCUUGGCUUAAAUUCCCACCGCUGAACGGCUACUUCCAUGGCCUCAAAGCUCUGGUGGCCAAAUCUGACCACACUCCCGAAUAUCCUAACCCUGCUCACCAAGCUCCCCUUGGUGAACCUCCCCUAAGCCAAGAUAUCCCGACACCCAAACUUUACAAUCCUUACUCGUCCGACUCGACCGUUGAGGUUUGCUACCUUGACAAGAACAACACUAUUCCGGCCCCUAACAUCUAUGCCUACGAGGGAGUUCCGCAAUAUAUGCCCGACCCGGCUAUUGGCUCCCACUCCAUUUUUGGCAUUCGGGAUGACGUUUGCUUUGAUCGAUUUGGCCGUUAUGGGCCCUAUGGCUUGGGCUAUAAACUGGUUGAUGGCGGUUCAGACGUGGGCAUUGAUACGGAGAGCUCUGGCAGUGAAACUGUCUGGGAACAAACCGGCCAAAUUAACUAUGGCCAAAUUGACUGGGCCGAUGUGCAGGACCGAUGUGCUACCGCUAACAAGCACCGAUUCGCAGACCCAGACCCGGACACCGACUCGCUCAAGAUCGCUGAGGGAAAGAAGGGUCGGAUCGCUGUAGUCAUCCGCCUCUACACUGGCUUCAAAUGGACACAGCUGGUUGUACUGAAUUUCCGGGCCAUGAUCAACGAGCUAGCUCUCAGAUCUGGCGGGGAGUACCACAUCCACUUUCUGCUACACGUCAAGGACAAUGACUUGCCAAUUUGGUCCGACGACGUGGCGGUCCAGCUUCUGCUUGACGCCAACGUACCCCCCGAGUUCCACGGACUGGUGACGUUGUGGAGCGAAGCACAAAUGGAGCUCUUCUAUCCCGGCAAAUUCGAAGACCCCAUCAGCAAACCUCCUAUUAACAACCCUGCCAUGAGAGGUGUUCACGGUGUAUUCCGCAGCGCCCAUCUGCCCCUUCAAGUUUUCGCCUUGCAGCACCCGGAGUAUGAGCAUUUCUGGAACUGGGAGAUGGAUAUGCGGUAUCUGGGCAACUGGUAUGAAUUGUUUGAUCGCUUGGGCAGCUGGGCAGACAAGCAGCCUCGUAAACUGAUGUGGGAACGAAACGAACGAUACUAUAUCCCGGUACAUCACGGCACCUGGGAGAACUUCACAGCCGCCGUUGAACAAUAUACCAAAGACUCUGGCAAGCCUGGUGUCUUUGGCCCUGUUGAAUUUCCCGAAGGAAAGAAGCUACGCCUGGAGCAGCAAGGAGGAUCCUACGUGCCUAGGUCGUGUGCGGAUGGGGUAGACAGCCCAGAGUGCGGUGUCGGCGAGGCAGCAGAUCUCAUCACAUUGAACCCCAUCUUCGACGUGCAUGGUUCUGCCUGGGUCUUUGCAAACGACGCGACGGCGUAUGGCAAAACGCCUCCAAGACGAUGCGCCAUCAUUACAGCAUCUCGUUUGAGCCGUCGUCUUUUGAUGGCAAUGCACGAAGAGGUGUGGCGCUACCACCACACCAUGUUCUCUGAAAUGUUCCCUACCAGUGUAGCGUUUCACCAUGGGCUUAAAGCUGUAUACGCGCCUCACCCCGUCUUCCUGGAUCGCGCCUGGGAGCCCCUGGGCAGUGCAGUUGACAAGGUAUUCAACGGUGGACGCGACCACUCGACCUCGGCUGUGGGAAGCCCAUUCGAUUUGCGCAAUGAGCACAACCACAAAGGCGCAACCUGGUAUUUUAACAGCGAGUUUGCCGGACUACUCUGGCGGCGAUGGUUGGGAUAUGCUCAGCAAGACAACAGAGGAAAAGAUGGCCACCGAAAAAGCGGAGGCAAGAUUCUGGGCGGAAAAAGAGCAGAGGAGAGUGAGGACAGCAGUGGGCGGAUGUGUCUGAGGAGCUUCCUCGUGCAUCCAAUCAAGUUUGAAAGCCCAGAUGAGAAGAAAUGAUGAGAGAAGCCCAUGAAAUAAGGCUGAAAGAAAAAAGAAACUUUUGGCGCGUCGCAAUUCAUUUCGGCCAAAGGAUGCAUACAGGAAUGGCGUUUUAUUUUUUGUUUCAUUCUUUCUUUACUUGGCGGGUUUCUCUAUAUUCUUUAUUUAUUAUAUUUUUUUUUUUGCCCUCCCCUCUGAUGCCUUUUCGACGCUAAUUAUAACCCCCCAAAAAUUGUCGAGGGGGUUUCACGGCGUUUGGGUUCUACACUGAGAGCGUUUUUUUUUGGCCUCGUGGAACUGACUCGCUGUGCGAGAGAAGAUUGGAUCAAAGUUGAGAAAUUUUUUUUAUAAUCGCCUCGACAAGUGGUGUGCUGCGUGUUUGGAGAAUAGAAAUGUGAAAUUUUUGCCGACAUGAUGGAUCAUGUAUAAACAUUUGGGAGUCAUAGAACAUAGGUAUAUAGCAAUUUUGGACAUGAUAUGGU